Molecule: messenger RNA, 1848 nt
Organism: Coffea eugenioides
Lineage: Eukaryota; Viridiplantae; Streptophyta; Magnoliopsida; Gentianales; Rubiaceae
Product: sodium/pyruvate cotransporter BASS2, chloroplastic
Exons: 13
Coding region: 216-1472 (418 amino acids)
Cellular component (GO): membrane
Source: RefSeq, a predicted model, not a curated record
UCUUCGAAAUAAUGAACAAACAUCCCCCAACCUUUCAUUUUUCACGGUUUCCCUAUACUCUUUCACGUCACUGGUUCACUCCACUCUGUUGCCGCUGCUACCGCGAACCUCUCUCACUCAAAACCCAAGCUCAACAUAUUAUUGAUUCAAACAAAACUUUAGCGCCAGGCCCUUUUACUUUAUUGUUGCGUUUGGCUCUCUUGAUACCGUAAGCAAUGGCUUCUAUCUCAAGAAUUGUUGCUAAAGAUUGUAAGAGUUUGCAGUCAUCUGAGGUCUAUCAGAGACGAAGUUUUGGCCUUUCUGCAAGGACACCGAAAACCAAUUUGGGUAUAAGAAGUGGAAUUGCUAUGCCUGAGGCUGGUUUAGCAAUCCAGAACAAACCACAAAGUUCAAUAUUUGCUGUCACUCCCUCUUCCUUGUUUGAGGAUUCAUUUGAGUCCAGGAAUGGAAGAUGUUAUUGCAACGCAGCUGCAAAUGUAUCUGGAGAUCUUCCUAGCAGCUCUCCUGGAGAAAUGAGCCAAUAUGAGAGAAUAAUUGAAAUAUUGACGACUCUUUUCCCUGUUUGGGUCAUACUGGGUACCAUAAUUGGCAUCUAUAAGCCUUCUAUGGUAACUUGGUUAGAAACGGAUCUUUUCACGAUUGGAUUGGGUUUCCUUAUGCUUUCGAUGGGAUUGACACUAACAUUUGAGGACUUUAGACGAUGUUUACGGAACCCAUGGACUGUUGGUGUAGGAUUUCUUGCUCAGUAUUUGAUAAAGCCCAUGCUAGGCUUCUUUAUUGCAAUGACUUUGAAAUUGUCAGCUCCUCUUGCAACUGGUCUUAUUUUGGUGUCAUGCUGUCCUGGAGGUCAGGCAUCAAAUGUUGCUACUUAUAUAUCAAAGGGCAAUGUAGCACUCUCUGUUCUUAUGACAACGUGUUCAACGAUUGGGGCUAUUGUGAUGACACCUCUCCUGACUAAGCUUCUUGCUGGCCAGCUUGUCCCCGUUGAUGCAGCUGGCCUUGCCAUCAGUACUUUUCAGGUUGUCUUGGUUCCAACAAUUAUUGGAGUGUUAUCAAAUGAGUUUUUCCCAAAGUUUACUUCAAAAAUUGUCACUGUUACGCCUUUGAUUGGGGUUAUUCUCACCACUUUGCUUUGUGCUAGCCCAAUUGGUCAAGUUUCAGAGGUCCUGAAAACUCAGGGAGCACAAUUGCUGUUCCCAGUGGCCCUCUUACAUGCUGCAGCAUUUUUUCUUGGUUACUGGAUCUCAAAAAUAUCAUUUGGUGAAUCAACUUCCAGAACUAUUUCCAUAGAAUGUGGAAUGCAGAGUUCUGCCCUCGGAUUUUUACUGGCACAAAAGCAUUUCACAAACCCUCUAGUAGCAGUGCCAUCUGCAGUUAGCGUUGUGUGCAUGGCGCUAGGUGGAAGUGGUCUGGCCGUGUUGUGGAGGAACAGACCAAUUUCUGUUGAUGAUAAGGAUGACUUCAAGGAGUAAAAGAGUUGAAGUUCGUAUCCAUGUUGAUGGUGGUUAUAGCUUUGAUUCCAGUAGCAUCUCUAUAUUGCAUCAUGGCAGUACCAUCGGAAGUUGCAUCCAUAUUUUGGCUUCAGAUUUAAUUGAAGCUAAGUUUUGGAGUUUAUGUCAAUUUAAGUCGUAGAUGCAGUUGAAAUUAGAACACACUGGCUUUUAAAAUGCUAGUAUUUUAGAUCGUUUUAGAGGGAGGGAUGAAAGCCAUAUCACUAAAUAGGAACUUAACAGUCAAAUGUAAACGAUCUUAUCGUCGAUUCAUACUUUCUCAUGAUUUCCAUGAUCUUAGCGACUGCCAUGGUUUGGAUUGCCACCAGAACCUGUAAUGGAUUAGGGGUUCUACUGA